Molecule: messenger RNA, 1688 nt
Organism: Neogale vison (American mink)
Lineage: Eukaryota; Metazoa; Chordata; Mammalia; Carnivora; Mustelidae
Gene: AMBN
Product: ameloblastin
Exons: 9
Coding region: 65-1210 (381 amino acids)
Biological process (GO): odontogenesis of dentin-containing tooth
Molecular function (GO): structural constituent of tooth enamel
Source: RefSeq, a predicted model, not a curated record
CAGAGAUCUCAAAAUUAUUCUUUUUUCCAUCUAGGUGUUUCCUCAGCAACCUGGGACACCAGGCAUGGCUAGUUUGAGCCUGGAGACAAUGAGACAGCUGGGAAGUUUGCAGGGACUAAACAUGCUUUCUCAGUAUUCAAGAUUUGGUUUUGGAAAAUCAUUUAAUUCUUUGUGGAUGCAUGGUCUCCUCCCACCACAUUCUUCCUUCCCAUGGAUGAGACCAAGGGAACAUGAAACUCAACAGUAUGAAUAUUCUUUGCCUGUGCAUCCCCCACCUCUCCCAUCGCAGCCAUCCCUGCAGCCUCAGCAGCCAGGACAGAAACCCUUCCUCCAGUCCGCUCUUGUGACCGACGUCCAGGACACCGCCCCGCAGAAGGGAGGACCUCAGCCUCCGGCUUACCAGGGACAACCGCCCUUGCAGCAGGCAGAAGGGCCGAUGCUCGAACAGCAGGUGGCGCCGACAGACAAGCCACCAAAAGCCGAGCUACCAGGAAUGGAUUUUGCGGAUCUGCAAGGUCCAUCGGUGUUCCAAAUAGCCCGUUUGAUAUCUCGGGGACCAAUGCCACAAAAUAAACCAUCGCCACUUUAUCCGGGAAUAUUUUACAUGUCCUAUGGAGCAAAUCAACUGAACGCUCCUGCCAGACUUGGCAUCAUGAGUUCAGAAGAAAUGGCGGGAGGCCGAGGAAGCCCCAUGGCCUAUGGAGCCAUCUUCCCAGGAUUUGGAGGCAUGAGGCCUCACCUUGGAGGGAUGCCCCGCAAUCCAGCUAUGGGUGGAGACUUUACUCUGGAAUUUGACUCCCCAGUCGCCGGAACCAAAGGCCCUGAGAAGGGAGAAGGCGGUGCCCAAGGCUCCCCUUUGACCGAGCUCGACCCAGCCAAUCCAGAAAGCCCAGCUCUCCUGCCAGAGGUAGCACCUGGAGCCCUGGGAGGGCUUCUUGCUCAUCCAAAGGGCAACGACCCCAACAUGGCAAGAGGCCCAGCUGGGCAGAGUGGGGGACCCCUCAGGGUCACCCCAGCAGACGCUGACCCACUGAUGACCCCUGGAUUGGCUGAUAUUUAUGAGAAUUACGGUGCUGAUGUGACCACACCUCUGGAAGAAACGCCCACGGAUACCACAGCGAGCCCGGACACUCAGCAAACGUUGAUGCCAGAAAACAACGCACAGCAGCCUCAGGUUAUGCACGAUGUGUGGCGUUUCCAAGAGCCCUGAGAGCCUGGAGAUUAUCAGCUUCCUUCUGUAUGCACAAGCUCCCCAGCUUUGUCCCCAUAGUGUAUCUUUCUGCUAACACACUACCCUUCCGCAGCAAAGGCAUUGAAAAUGCUAAGCAUAUAUUAAUAAAUAUAAGUGGCUAGAAAUAGUGUAGGUCCCCUUCUUGCUUUCACUCUCUUACUGAAGUAAAAUGUAUCGACCAUCUCUAUGAUUUAGAAUCACUAUUAAUGAUAUUAGAGCAAGUCUAUGGGUCUCUGCAUUGGAAAAUCACUGUUUCUCAGCUGUCUUUGGUAUUACAGAAUUUCUCUAACUAGCAUGACACUGUUAUAUCCAGGAAAUGUGACAUUGCUUCAACAUGUUUCUCUAGGCCAAGGCACAUAUUUGCAGAAUUAUGAGAUAUAUUAUUCAAACAUUAUUAAACAGGGAUUGGUGAGCAAUCCCUGACUGGUAUUACUGAGUUUGGUAUAUUGGAUUUAAA